Messenger RNA from Notechis scutatus (mainland tiger snake), 631 nucleotides. The record is from RefSeq and is a predicted model, not a curated record. NCBI's taxonomy places the organism in Eukaryota, Metazoa, Chordata, Lepidosauria, Squamata, Elapidae.
UUUUCACUCUGGGGGUCAAUGGCUGGGCGGGAUCUGGUAAGGGAAGAGCUCCUGGCUAGCUGGAAACCAACCAGUCUUGCUUCUUUGGUGACCGUGUCCUCCAGCUGGUGUUACCAAGCAAUAAUCUGUGUCGAGUCAAGAACUUGAGCCUUUAGGCUUCUCACCUCUCCAAAUUCCAACUGUGUUGGUCCUGAAGAUGAGGACCAAGCAAGGAGACCCUUUGCCUGAGAGCCCAGGGUUGAGGGACAGGCUGAAGCAGGAAGAGAACAUGUGUGAACUGGAUGUGGUAGGCCCCCAAAUGGCUGCCCGGGUCUCUCUCGCAUCCCAGGCUGGGAAGAGCAGGGAAAGCGAGGGAGCGGCCAUCUUGAAUGAGGAGAAUGCCACCCACUUGGACUUAUCCCAGGAUCAGAUGCAAAACCAGGGAUGGCAAAGGCAGAAGCUGCUAGAAAGUCUCUUCCUGAGGGAAGCAGAAGAAGAUCAGGGACCGGUGUCUUUUGAGGAAGUGGCCGUGCGUUUCAGCAAAGGCGAAUGGGGGAUGCUCGACCCAGAGCAGAGGGCUCUCUAUCGGGAAGUCAUGGUGGAAAACUACGGGACCGUGGUCUCUUUGGGUAAGAACCCGUUCCAUCCUCUG